GAGGAAAUGGCUUCCUGGUGGUUGGCUUGCACUUUGGCCUGCCUUUGUAUUCAGAUAGGCAUAUCUCAUGCCCAAGCACCCGCAACUGCACCUUCUAGCCCUGUCACUGCGGCGGUGCCUGCAGCCACAACUACUCCUAUAUCUUCACCAUCUCCUAGACCACCACCGGCGGCUUCAAGCCCAAGUGUUUCACCACCCACACAGACCCCACCGCCACCGGUCGCUGCUCCUCCAAAACCACCAGCCCCAGCUUUACCUCCAGCUAUAGCACCCGCUCUACCUCCACCACCACAGGUCACGCCUCCACCAGCACCGGCUUCACCUCCACCUGUACCUCCACCAACAAAGCCACCAGCGCCAGCUCCAGCUAAGAAAGCACCACUACCGGCACCGGUGCCCUCACCGACAAAACAGCCACCAGCACCAGCACCAGUUAAGAAGACACCUGCGCCAGCACCAGCACCAGUACUGGUUCCUUCACCUGCACCUGCUCCCACAAAGCACAAGAGGCACAAGCACAAGCACAAGAAGCAUCAUCAUGCACCAGCGCCAGCACCAACUGUACCAAGUCCCCCAGCACCACCUGCCACUCCGGAUCCUGACGAUCAAACGGCAUUGGCACCGGCACCUGAUUCCAACCUGAAUGGAGGUAUCGGAACCUUUGAGCACGGAGGACUACUUGGGUGGGUGAGGAUUGGCAUAGCUGUUCUUGCUCCCCUGGCAAUUAUGGGCUAGAUUGCUUUAUUUAUUUAUUUGUUUUUUGUUGAAAUCCUUUUCCAUAAGAUUCUUUCAUUUACUGAGCAGAGGUACAUAUUUAAGUUGUGCGGAUUUAUGGUUUUGAGACCUUUGUUGAGUUUGUAAACUUUCUCCACUACAACACCAUGAAUUUUGAGGCCUACUUUCUAGCUUACCCACAAAAAAAAAA
Messenger RNA from Nelumbo nucifera (sacred lotus), 925 nucleotides. RefSeq lists its product as uncharacterized. Lineage: Eukaryota; Viridiplantae; Streptophyta; Magnoliopsida; Proteales; Nelumbonaceae. The record is from RefSeq and is a predicted model, not a curated record. Gene Ontology annotation, cellular component: plasma membrane.